AUGUCAGAAAGAGAGUUAAUGCAAUUAGAGAAACUUAACAAGGCUCUCACCAACAUUGUAUCAUCCGUGAGAUCCACCAAUUUGAACUUGCAACAAGCCAAUGAAUCAGCUGAACACACACAAAUUCUAUUUGAGUAUUGGAUCCGAAUUUUGUCACAAGCUAGUGUGAAUCUCGACAUGAUGGAUCAUAUUGGAGACUUGGGCGUCGACGUUAAUGGAGCCGAAGAAAGAGCCGAGACUCUGGUCACCACAAGAGAUAAAAAGUCAAAAGUCUUAGCGUCUUUAGAAGCUGAAAACGACUCGUUAAGAGCACAAAUAGAAUCCUUACAGUCCAAUACUUGA
Molecule: messenger RNA, 342 nt
Organism: Lizanozyma spartinae
Lineage: Eukaryota; Fungi; Ascomycota; Pichiomycetes; Serinales; Debaryomycetaceae
Gene: DUO1
Product: Duo1p
Exons: 1
Coding region: 1-342 (113 amino acids)
Biological process (GO): mitotic cell cycle
Cellular component (GO): DASH complex; mitotic spindle
Source: RefSeq, a predicted model, not a curated record